GUGAUUUUUCCCUUUUGCUCUGCUAUGCGGACAGGUUUCUUUGAGAGGUGUAGACGUCAACGUGUCCCAUCAUGAGUUCCCGCGUGUGCAAGAACUGCGGCUGCAAGGACAUCGAUGUCGACCAGGCCCGGGGCGAUGCCGUCUGCAUGGGCUGCGGCUCGGUGCUGGAGGACAACAUCAUCGUGUCCGAGGUGACGUUCGUCGAGAACAGCGGAGGGGGCUCGUCGGCUGUCGGGCAGUUCGUCUCCUCUGAUGGCACAGGCAAGUCUAGCUCCCUGGGGACAGGGUUCCACCACACCAGCAUGGGGAAGGAGUCCCGUGCCCAGACGCUGCAGAACGGGAAACGGCAGAUCAGCAACCUGGGCCACCAGCUGCAGCUGAACCAGCACUGCCUGGACACGGCCUUCAACUUCUUCAAGAUGGCCGUGAGCAAGCACCUGACGCGCGGGCGCAAGACGCUGCACGUGGUGGCCGCGUGCCUCUACCUGGUCUGCCGGACGGAGGGCACGCCCCACAUGCUCCUGGACCUGAGCGAUCUCCUGCAGGUAAACGUGUAUGUCCUGGGAAAAACCUUCCUCCUUUUGGCCAGAGAGCUGUGCAUCAACGCCCCAGCAAUAGACCCCUGCUUGUACAUCCCCCGCUUCGCCCACCUGUUGGAGUUCGGGGAGAAGAACCACGAGGUGUCGAUGACGGCGCUGAGGCUGGUGCAGAGGAUGAAGAGGGACUGGAUGCACACGGGCCGCAGGCCGUCGGGGCUGUGCGGAGCGGCCCUGCUCGUCGCCGCCCGCAUGCACGAGUUCCGCCGCACCGUGAAGGAGGUCAUCGGCGUGGUGAAGGUGUGCGAGGCCACACUGAGGAAGAGGCUGACUGAGUUUGAGGAGACGCCCACCAGUCAGCUGACCAUCGACGAGUUCAUGAAGGUGGACCUGGAGCAGGAGUGCGAUCCGCCAUCGUUCACCGCAGGGCAAAGAAAGGUCAAGAUGAAGCAGCUUGAGGAAGAAUUGGCCAAGAAAAUCGACGAAGUUCAAGGUGAAAUCUACAACUACCAGGACGAGAUUGAGACGGAGCUGGAGAACAGCCGGCCCAGGCUGAGGGGGAUGUACGCCUCGUACGCAAGAGACGACUUCCAGGACGACGAGAUCUCUAUGGCCUCCAGUCGGCACGGUGACGAGGACAGGGAGGACGAGGAGCUGGAUGCGGCGGCCGACCACCUCAGCCAUGUCCUCUUCAGAGAGGAGGGGUCUCCGCCCGGGGAGGAGGGGGGGUGGGAGGGGGAGGCUGAGGCUGUGAGGCCUGGCAGGCACCCCUCCCUGGCCUCCCUGUUGGGCCCCCUGCCAACGGCCGCCAGCCUGGGCCUCACCGAGUCCAUCCAGGAGUGCAUCAGCGACCAGAAGGGAGAUGAUAUAAAUUCUGAAAAUGGAGACUUGGACCUGAAUGGCAUUGAUGACGACGAGAUUGAGAGGUACAUCCUAAAUGACAAAGAAGUGAAAAUUAAGACACAGCUAUGGAUGAAGCAGAAUGCAGACUACUUAAAAGAACAGAAAGAGAAGGAAGAGAGGAUAGCAAAAGAGAAGGAGCUGGGCAUAUACAAAGAGCAGAAGCCCAGGAAGCCCACAAAGAGGCGGCAACCGAUCAGGGCGAGCACGGCGGGCGAGGCCAUCGAGAAGAUGCUGGAGCAGAAGAAGAUCUCCAGCAAGAUCAACUACGACGUGCUGCGCGACCUCAACACCAAGGGCGACAGCCCGGCCCGCCAGCCCGACGAGGCCCAGAACGGCACCGGCGGCAGCAGGAGGCCGACGGCCCGCCGGAAGCAGGCCAACAGCAGCGCCGACCUGGCCUCCACCGUCAGCAGCAUGGGCAAGAGGUUACGGCCCUUGAUAUCUGCUCAGCCCACGAAGAAGCUUGCUGUUGAGCAGGCCGCCCCCAGCAGCGCCAAGGCCGAGCCCUCUGGCCCCUCUCAGCCGAUUGUGGUGGAGAGCGGGCCGGUGGUGUACGAGGAGGUGUUGGAGGAAGAGGAGGACGAGGAGGAAGAGCCCUGCGUCAGUGCCAUGCAGCUGAUAGGAGGCAACGAUUACGGGUGUGACUUGGACGACGAUGAUGGUUUCUAGCGCGGGGUUUCGGUGGACUGCGGACAGGUGAACGCAGCCCGCCCAACAGCGCAGCCGGUCGCGCCCUUUGACCCGGAGCUGAGAGUCUGCCGUUUGGAUGGGAACAUAGAGACAGCGUGGAACCUGUGUGCUUUUGGACAGGUGUGGGAGGGCCCCCUGUGGAGCCUGCGCUAAAUCCAGGGGCGGGGCCUCCUUGGG
This is a messenger RNA of Megalops cyprinoides (Indo-Pacific tarpon), 2306 nucleotides long. RefSeq names its product transcription factor IIIB 90 kDa subunit-like. Gene Ontology annotation, cellular component: transcription factor TFIIIB complex; nucleus; transcription preinitiation complex. The coding region runs from base 72 to 2108 and encodes 678 amino acids. The record is from RefSeq and is a predicted model, not a curated record. NCBI's taxonomy places the organism in Eukaryota, Metazoa, Chordata, Actinopteri, Elopiformes, Megalopidae. Gene Ontology annotation, biological process: transcription by RNA polymerase III; transcription preinitiation complex assembly; DNA-templated transcription initiation. The transcript is spliced from 18 exons. Gene Ontology annotation, molecular function: TBP-class protein binding; RNA polymerase III type 3 promoter sequence-specific DNA binding; RNA polymerase III general transcription initiation factor activity.